Messenger RNA from Sorex araneus (European shrew), 3781 nucleotides. It is a transcript of the gene AKAP1, whose product is annotated as A-kinase anchoring protein 1. Gene Ontology annotation, molecular function: RNA binding. The record is from RefSeq and is a predicted model, not a curated record. Lineage: Eukaryota; Metazoa; Chordata; Mammalia; Eulipotyphla; Soricidae. Bases 179 to 2722 code for a protein of 847 amino acids. The transcript is spliced from 11 exons.
GUCCUCAGUAUUUAACGUCUCUGUGUUCUACCGGCCCGGGCGAGCACGUGGGGGAGCCACCGGAGCGGCGCGCGGCGGGGCCGGGCGGCCGGGGUGGGGGGCGGCGGGCGGCGGCGCCGCCAGGGCUCUGCAUCCCGACGCUCGCCGCGGAGCGGUGUAGCUGCGUCCAGCCUCCAGGAUGGCCAUCCAGCUCCGCGCCCUCUUCCCCUUGGCAGUGCCUGGCAUGCUGGCACUCCUCGGCUGGUGGUGGUUCUUCUCUCGAAAGAAAGAGCACAGCAGCACCCCCGCCGUACCAGAGGAGGUGGGUGCCACGCCUGCACCCGAGGAGGAGACGUUCCCAGGCGGGGACCCGGGCCCUCGACUGGCGUCCACACCCCUGAGAGUUAGUCUGCCGCCCGAGAAGGAGCUGUCCCCGGCGGGCAAGCCAGUGGUGGAGCCCCCCGCCCUGUUGCGGGCACAGCCGGUCUGCCGCCGGUCGGAGUCCUCGGGCAGCCUUCCCAGCACCACCGACCCGCGACUCCGCCCCGGGAUCCGGAAGGACGACGGCGCGCAGGUGGGGCUGGCCCCAACGGGGGACGAAGCCAAGUCAGUUCCUCGGGAGUGUCACCUUCCAGCCUCCAGGGCGGUCCCGUUCCCCCAUGAAGCCGCGGAGAUGUGCAAGCGGGAGUCCCUGCUGAGCAGGACUUCGGGGCAGGGCCGGCAAAGCCAGGCCGGGGCCCAGGCGGAGAAGCACGGCGCCGGGGAGAAGGGGCGCGAGAGGGCCGAGGGCACGGGCGACGCGGCCGCCGCGCCGGGAGAGAGCGUGCUGGAAGAAGGGCUGUUGAGUCAGGAGUUUGGCCCCGAGUUGCAGAGCAGCAGGGGCCCCGGCCCCGCCCCCUCGGGAGGCGGGGGCGAGCGGGGGCCGAGCGGCCGACCGUCGGGGAAGGCCGGAGGGAAGGCAUGUGCCCACCCCGCCGAGCUGGGGAAGGAGGAAGAGGUGGCGCGCACAGAGCCGGGCCAGGCGGAGAGCCCCGAGCCGCCCGGCAGAGGUGGCAGGACCCGGGACAGAGAUGCGCCGGCCGGGAAGCCGGGCCCCGAGAAGGCCUUGGAUCAGGACGAGGCCAUCGAACAGGCGGCUUUCCAGUUAAUUUCCAAAGUGAUCUUGGGAGCGACGGAAGAAGUGCUGGCCACGACCGUGGGUAAGAUCGCAGGCUGCCUGGGCCAGGCCCCUGCCAGCCAGUGUCCAGGGCAGGAGGAGAGAGGUGCUCCCGGGGGCCAGCAGAGAGCCCCGCCCACACCAGCCCCGGCGGCAGAGGACGCGCCACUUCCAAAGACCUACGUGAGCUGCCUGACCAGCCCUCUGUGCAGCCCCACCAAGGACAAGAAGCCAAAGACCUCCGCGCACCACCUCUCCCUGACACCCGCCUGCCCGCCCCCGGCCACCCCUCCGGGAGAGCUGCUCGGCGGGGCCGGCGUCCCGGUGGAAGAUCCGGGCUGUGUUCCUUGCUCUUCCGACAGCAGCCAGGCUGUCCCCUCCGUGGCCUCCAGGCAGUCCUCAGAUUCUGCCAGCACUUUGGGGCAGGAAGACUCUGGUCCAGAAACCAGCUCCAGCCCCCGGGACAAGGCCAGCACGCCACCGCUGCCCGAGAGUACUGUGCCCUUCAGCAACGGGGUGCUGAAGGGCCUGUCGGACCUGGGGGCUGAGGACGGAUGGCCCCCGGACGCCGAGGCGGAUCACUCGGGAGGCUCGGACGGGAACAGCAUGGAUUCCGUGGACGGCUGCUGUGGCCCCAGGAAGACCGAUGAUUUCCAGAGUGCCCAGACAGGCUCCAGCCCACAGAAGGUCGACCUCAUCAUCUGGGAGAUUGAGGUGCCGAAGCACCUCGUCGGGCGACUCAUUGGCAAGCAGGGCCGCUAUGUGAGUUUUCUGAAGCAAACAUCUGGUGCCAAGAUCUACAUCUCAACCCUGCCGUACACCCAGAACGUCCAGAUCUGCCACAUAGAAGGCUCUCAGCAUCACGUGGACAAAGCACUGAACUUGAUUGGGAAGAAGUUUAAGGAACUGAACCUCACCAAUAUCUAUGCCCCGCCACUGCCUUCACUGCCCCUGCCUUCUCUGCCGAUGACCUCCUGGCUCAUGCUUCCUGACGGCAUCACGGUGGAGGUGAUCGUGGUCAGCCAGGUCAACGCCGGGCACCUGUUCGUGCAGCAGCACACGCACCCGACCUUCCAUGCGCUGCGCAGCCUGGACCAGCAGAUGUUCCUCUGCUACUCCCAGCCCGGCAUCCCCACCCUGCCCACCCCCGUGGAAAUAACGGUCAUCUGCGCGGCUCCUGGCGUGGACGGAGCCUGGUGGCGAGCCCAGGUGGUGGCCUCCUAUGAGGAUACUGACGAGGUCGAGAUCCGCUACGUGGACUACGGCGGCUACAAGAGAGUGAAGGUCGACGUGCUCCGGCAGAUCCGGUCUGACUUUGUGACCCUGCCGUUCCAGGGAGCAGAGGUUCUUCUGGACAGCGUGAUGCCGCUGUCAGAUGACGACCACUUUUCACCGGAAGCUGAUGCAGCGAUGAGUGAGAUGACGGGAAACACAGCACUGCUGGCUCAGGUGACAAAUUACAGUGCGACUGGUCUUCCUCUAAUUCAGCUAUGGAGUGUGGUUGGAGACGAAGUGGUGUUGAUAAACCGGUUGCUGGUGGAGCGAGGACUUGCCCAGUGGGUGGACAGCUACUACGCGAGCCUUUGACCCCUGGUCCUUCACAGCCAAUUUUUGUCUUUUUUGCACUGUUGAAAUUGGGCUUGGUACUCAAGGCAAAGAUUUACAUCCUAAUUACAAGCCUUGUCCUCCCCAGAGAGUUCUUUUCUUAAAAAAAAAAAAAAAAUCAACAACAUGUGGUAGUUAUGUGGAGAAAAUGUCUCUGAGAAAAGGAAGGAACUGUGGGUUCUUUUUAAAGCCUUGGGAUGGCAUAUUACAAGCCAUCGGGCUUUUGUGGGUAUUUCAAGCCAGUGGGCUUAACCUGGUUCUAAGCUAUUAACUGAGUGGAAGGGAAACUCCCCCAAUCAGGUGUCGCAUUCCCCCACGUAACCCGUUGCUCCCUGCCUCCGCACUUUCCUCCCCAUCCCAGAUCAGGACAGCUGUAGCAGACAGACCAAGGGAUUCAUCACUUGCUUCGAAACGUUUCUUUAACUUGAAAAAAAUGUCCCUUCAAGGAGCAAGACAUGAUGUGACUAAUUGGUAUUGAUUACUUGUAUAACUUGCAUAAAUGAAUUUAUGGUAUUUAAACCAGUUUUUAUAAACUUCAUCGAGGCCUCUAAGAAGUCUGGCUUUUUAAUCAUACCUCUGGCCUUGGUCCACGGGGAAGGGAAUCUGUUAUCUUGCCAAGCCUGAUAGGUUGUAAUUUGUAACCAUUUUCUAUUUGUGCAAACUGUAAAUAUAUUUUAAAAAAUGUAAUAUUUUGUACAACAUACACUGGAGAACAAAGGGAACUCACGCACGACCUCCUAGCGCACACCAUUCUGAGCAAAAGCGCCCCGCAGCCCUCAGCGGCCCGCCCAGGCCCCUCGGCCCACCGGACAGGGUGGCUGGAUGGUAGAACUUGUGAUUCAUGGUGGUUUUUUUUUCUGUUUUCUGUUUGUUGGUUUUUUUUUUUUCCUGUACAAAUUUGUUUAAAAAAAAAAAAGCAACUCAUUGAAUUAGCUUGCAGUGGUGUGUCUGGUUCUUUUAUAGACUGGCUUCCGCAUUGUGCUAUUUAAAAUAAGUUAAGUAACUUAAAACUUAUAUAAAUCUCAACUUGCAUACACUGUA